GGCAGCAGCAUAUAUACACAGUUUUCCAGCUUCCAUUUUCUUGUGAGUCCAUAUUUCGCUCUUCACUCCAAACACAUGAAGCUCUCUAGAAGCCUCACCCAACCCAUUUCCCCGCUCCCUACCAUCAGCUUCUUCACUCCACAUCCCUCUUUCCGUCCCCGUCUCCGCCCACUCCCGCCGUCUCGCACCACCGCCUACCGCCUCCAUUCACGGGUUUUGUGUUUUAAUAAUAACCCGUUGCUUAAAGCAAAAGCAUCGAAAGAAACCUCGGACGGGGAGGCAGCAUUGGAAGAAGUUGCAGCGGUUGAAAAGAAUGUGUACGAUGAAAAGCUGACAGUGGAAAAACUUAAAGAAGAGCCUUUGGCGUUUCAGUUUUCAGAGAAACUUAAUAUAAAGCUUGACCCUGAGGAUGCAUAUUCAAUUACCUUAUAUGGAAGUGCUACUGUGGUUGCUUUAUGGCUAGCUUCAGCUCUUGUGGGUGCUGUUGAUUCAAUUCCAUUGAAAAACAGGGAGGAGUUGGCUGCUCAAAUUCAAGACCUUAAGCAACGGCUUGUUGGCUUAAAUGAUGAGCUUAGAGAUCGUAUUUCGUCUGGGUCUAAUUUGGACUUUUAAGUUCAGUUUU
Gossypium raimondii (Peruvian cotton) is the source of this 622-nucleotide messenger RNA. RefSeq names its product protein CURVATURE THYLAKOID 1D, chloroplastic-like. Gene Ontology annotation, cellular component: thylakoid; chloroplast thylakoid membrane. NCBI's taxonomy places the organism in Eukaryota, Viridiplantae, Streptophyta, Magnoliopsida, Malvales, Malvaceae. The coding region runs from base 76 to 612 and encodes 178 amino acids. The transcript has 4 exons. The record is from RefSeq and is a predicted model, not a curated record.